CACACCAAGUCAUCAUCAGUUCAGAGUUAUACACUUCCACUAGUCGACCAGAAAUUUCUAAAAUUUGUCAAGUAAGCAUCUCUUAAAGAUAUUUUCACAAAGUGUUUGAUACAAUUCACGAUGACUGAAUAUUAUUUAAACAUUACGCUGCUGGUUUCCUUCAUCUGGUAGCAUCAAUGUCGGAGUCCCCAGAAUAUUCUCGACGGGGUCGGGUCAUCCCGACUUGUUCCAACUUGAAAAUUAAUUUUACUUUAUUCGGAGCUCCCCUACACCAACAAUGGAGUGCUAAAAACUUCGCUACUACUCCACAGGUCCCAUUGUCUCAGCUUUGGUCGGGAUGGCGAGCGGGGGAACAGAAUCCACGUGGGGACGCCUGGAGGAGGCACUGAUCCUGGAGUCCAAAUACCAGCCGUCACUGCAGCUGCCGAUUACAACCGAGAAUGGCAGUGAAGUGACGAUGGGCAUGCGCGAUGGCUCAGCCCAGGUGCUCCGGUGUCUGAAGGUAUGGUACGAGCUACCUCCGGACGUCCUCUUCAUCGCCCUCAACAUCAUGGACCGCUUCCUGAGCCGGAUGCGCGCGCGACCCAAACACCUCAGCUGCAUCGCCAUCAGCUCGUUCCACCUGGCGGUGGAGUACGCGGCGCGCGAGCAGCCGCAGCUGGCGGCCGCCGCGCGCAGCCCCGCCGACCUGGUCAACAUCAGCCAGGCCAAGUGCUCGGCCGGCGACGUGGUGCGCAUGAGCCGCAUCAUCGCCGACAAGCUGGGCUGUGACCGCGGCGCGGCCACCCGGCCCGUCACCGCCGCCGACCUGGUGCGCAUGCUGACCGCCCUGCUGCGCCGCACCGCCGACCGGCUGCCGGCGCCGCUGGCCGAGGCCGUGCGCGCUGUGGACGCCGAGGCGCUGGUGCGCCGGCUCGAGAGCCUGGUGUGCACGGGCGCGGCGUCGGCGGCGCGCAGCUGUGAGCUGGCGCUGGCGCUGCUCGCCGGCCGGCUGCACGAGCUCUGCGACGGCCAGGAGACGGCCGUGCUGGUGCAAGACCUGCAGCACUUCUGCCGGAUCCAGGACGCGUCGUUCAUCAAGACGCGCGAGCUGGUGUCUCAGCUGGUGGCCAACUACAACUCUGCCGGCUGCACCCCGCAGCGCGCGCGCCAGAGGCUCAUGUGGCGACUGUCCAACAGGACGCUCAAACAACUGCGGCCCACCACCCGGCUGCGCUCUGUUCUCCCCACCAUCGAAGAAAGCUGGGACUCUGCGGGCCCGACGGUGACCUCGCGCGGCUCUCGGCGCCACCGCUGGACGGCCUGUGGCACCGACUGUAACCAGGCGUGCGUGCGGCCGGCGGCCAGCGCGGCGCCGGCUCCCGCCGCCGUCUUUACAGCGCUGCCAGAGGACUGAGCCGGCGGCGGCCACCGGCGGCCGCGCGGCCCACCGCCCGCCGCACCCACCCGCCGGCCGCGCGGCGCGACCCAACACCAGGAGACGCGCCCCGCGCCGGCUAACAGUUUCGUCGUGUUUUGCUUUUCACAUGUUUCCAAUGUCAUUGACGCAGUGUCCAUUCGGAAAACGUUAAAAAAACGUACAAAAAGUACUUGGAAAGCAAAUUGUCAUAAAAAGUUAAAAAGUACAAAAAGUCAAAAAAUGUGAUAGUGUGUAGCAUGAAUGUGCGUACAUGAUGUGUGGAUGUUUGGCUUCCAACUUGCGCCCUAUAUUCAACUUUGUUUGCACACAAAGUCGUAUUCAUACUGGUAGCAAUUGGCGGCUAAGUUCAGAAACAACUUACUUCCGCAGUGAUUUUAUGAGUGAUGCUUCUUGCCUGUCCUGUCGCUAGUAACCCGUUUGUUUCCGUUCUGAUUAGUGCAAUGGCCGCGCGGCGUCGCCCGGCGACGGUGCGCGGGCCGCCCGUCCCCCAGAGAAGCUAUGUUCGUCCCGUGUGUGUGGAGCGCGUGUCUGCAGGCCCGCCCGAGUGGGGCGCCGCGCGUCCGGCCGCCAGCGCACCUCUAGUCAGCGCGGCGGCGGCCGGGCGCGCACCCAAGUCAGCGGCGUCUCUGCGCGCCCUCCGCAGGGAGGGGUCCGCGCGCGCGCCGCCGUCACCGCCGGCCGGAUGACGCCGCCCUGAAGCCCGACCCUUACCGGGCGGCCGACGGUGCGCCGGCGGUGGCGGCGGCGGGCGCGCGGCCGCGGCGCCGGCGGCGGAGCGGAGCGCGCGGCCGGCCCGGAGGACGCCCCUCUGACGGCGUCGUACCCGCCGUACCGAGGGGCCGAGGGUGCGGCCGGCCGCGCGCGACGAACCGCCGCCAGGGCCGCCGUGCACGGCGCCGCCGCAAUAGGUGAUCAGUGAUGAGACAAUAAUGAUGAUUGCGUGACAGGGCGCCGCUAUGCGGCCCCGGCGCCGGCCCGCGGGCAUUACAAAGGCCAGUGUCCCCCGGCCGGCACCGUGCCCGCCGCGGCCCGCAGACCGACCCAUCCCGCCCCGCCCCCAGCUCCCCCUCCCCUCCCCUCCCCAGCUCACCCACUGAAGUUCGCUGCCGCUUUGACGCAGAGACAGUUGGCGUUUCGGCUAUCUUGUGACAUAUUGCGAAAUCGAGAAAUACAUGUAUUAUUUUUUC
Messenger RNA from Amphibalanus amphitrite, 2607 nucleotides. It is a transcript of the gene CycG, whose product is annotated as cyclin G-like. The transcript is spliced from 5 exons. Gene Ontology annotation, molecular function: cyclin-dependent protein serine/threonine kinase regulator activity. The coding region runs from base 338 to 1396 and encodes 352 amino acids. Lineage: Eukaryota; Metazoa; Arthropoda; Thecostraca; Balanomorpha; Balanidae. The record is from RefSeq and is a predicted model, not a curated record. Gene Ontology annotation, cellular component: nucleus; cytoplasm; cyclin-dependent protein kinase holoenzyme complex. Gene Ontology annotation, biological process: regulation of cyclin-dependent protein serine/threonine kinase activity; mitotic cell cycle phase transition.